Messenger RNA from Talaromyces proteolyticus, 411 nucleotides. RefSeq lists its product as uncharacterized. The record is from RefSeq and is a predicted model, not a curated record. The transcript is spliced from 2 exons. Bases 1 to 411 code for a protein of 136 amino acids. Lineage: Eukaryota; Fungi; Ascomycota; Eurotiomycetes; Eurotiales; Trichocomaceae.
AUGUUCGAGUGGCAUGCAGCAGACCGCUACCGACUGCGGUUGCACCGCGCACGCUCCGCAGUCCUGACUCCCGAUGAAAUAGUCGAAGUUCGCGCGGCACAACGUACAUUCGAGGGCGCAUACGUUCGGACAGCCCUCUCACAGUUCUCGUUCGCGCUCAUCGUCUUGAAGGUCUUCACCGCAGAGUUCUACGGCAUCGGUGCGUUAUUCGCUGUCUACGGGACCGGUGUCUUGCUCAUCAGCUUGUUCCGCCGCCAACAAGGCAAUCGCCAGUUCUUCUCUGAGAUCGGGGAAGAUGGGCUGCACCGCCGCAGAUUCCGGACCAGUGGUAACGCAGUGGUGACGUUGACUGCGCUCAGUGUUGCUGCGUACGCUUGUCUGAUUGGACUUACUCUCAAUCUGGCCGGAUAG